UGAAAAUGAGCAAAUUAUUCGAGAUUUUCGAGCAAAUCGAUUUGAUUACGUGUUAACAAAUCUAGCAAAUAAUGUUUCCAUUGAUGAAAAAUAUUCCAUUUUCGUUGAUAAAUUCUGUUUCGGGAAAAAUUUAUCAAAUAAAUGCCAACAGAACAGCAUGGUCAAUAGCAAGAAAAGUGAUUGAAGAAAAUCUUCAACAAAUUCAUCAAGAUGGUACAUGGAAAAAUGAACGUAUCAUAACAACAGCACAAGAUGUACAUAUACAAGUGAAUAAUGAUAAGAAAAAAAUUAUAAAUUUUUGUGCAAAUAAUUACCUGGGACUUUCUAACCAUCCGGAAGUAAUUGAAGCCGGUCGAAAAGCAUUAAAAGAUUAUGGUGCUGGUCUAAGUUCGGUAAGAUUUAUUUGUGGUACACAAGAUAUUCAUAAAGAAUUGGAAACGAAAAUUGCCAAAUUUCAUUGUCGUGAUGAUGCUAUUUUGUAUGCAAGCUGUUUUGACGCAAAUGCCGGUUUGUUCGAAGCUAUUUUAACAUCAGAGGAUGCUAUUAUUUCCGAUCAAUUAAAUCAUGCAUCAAUUAUUGAUGGUAUUCGUUUGAGUCGAGCACAAAAAUUUCGUUUUGAACAUCGAAAUAUGAUUGAAUUGGAAAAAAUUUUAUCAGAAAUUUAUUCCAAAUCAAGAAUACGUAUGAUUGUUACUGAUGGUGUAUUCAGUAUGGAUGGAAAUGUUGCUAAUUUACCGAAAAUUGUUGAAUUAGCCAGAAAAUAUGAUUCAAUAAUAUUUAUUGAUGAAUGUCAUGCAACAGGAUUUUUUGGUAAAACUGGUCGUGGUACAGCUGAAUAUUUUGGCUUAAAAGAAAACGAUAUUCAUAUUAUUAAUUCAACGCUUGGAAAAGCAUUAGGUGGUGCAUCAGGUGGUUAUACAACCGGUCCAAAAGAAUUAAUCGAUUUGCUUCGGCAAAAAUCACGACCAUAUUUAUUUUCAAAUUCAUUACCACCACCAAUUGUUGCGCAAGCUAUAAAAGUAUUCGAUUUAUUGACUAAAGAUUCAUCAUUGGUUGAAAAAGUUGAUGAAAAUACCCGAUUGUUUCGUCAAUCAAUGAAAGAAUUUGGGUUUAAUAUUUUGGGUGAUAAUCAUCCAAUUUGUCCGGUAUAUGUUGGUGAAGCACGUUUAGCAACAUCAAUUUCCGAUGCAAUUUUCAAUCAAUAUGGUAUCUAUGUUGUUGGAUUUAGUUUUCCUGUUGUGCCGAAAAAUCGAGCAAGAAUCCGAGUGCAAAUGUCAGCAGCACAUUCAACCGAUGAUGUUAAACAUUUAAUCGAUGCAUUUGUUAAUGUUGGCCGACAAUUUAAACUUAUUGAAUGAAUUUUUUUUUAUUUAUUUCAAAAGUAAAAUAAUAAUAAUGAAAAAAA
Dermatophagoides pteronyssinus (European house dust mite) is the source of this 1405-nucleotide messenger RNA. It is a transcript of the gene Gcat, whose product is annotated as Glycine C-acetyltransferase. The record is from RefSeq and is a predicted model, not a curated record. Gene Ontology annotation, biological process: biosynthetic process; L-threonine catabolic process. Gene Ontology annotation, cellular component: mitochondrion. Gene Ontology annotation, molecular function: glycine C-acetyltransferase activity; pyridoxal phosphate binding. NCBI's taxonomy places the organism in Eukaryota, Metazoa, Arthropoda, Arachnida, Sarcoptiformes, Pyroglyphidae.